Messenger RNA from Aspergillus sclerotioniger CBS 115572, 2100 nucleotides. RefSeq names its product dienelactone hydrolase. Gene Ontology annotation, molecular function: riboflavin kinase activity. NCBI's taxonomy places the organism in Eukaryota, Fungi, Ascomycota, Eurotiomycetes, Eurotiales, Aspergillaceae. Gene Ontology annotation, biological process: FMN biosynthetic process; riboflavin biosynthetic process. Gene Ontology annotation, cellular component: mitochondrion. Bases 1 to 2100 code for a protein of 699 amino acids. The transcript has 7 exons. The record is from RefSeq and is a predicted model, not a curated record.
AUGCGACCAGACACUCCCCGCGCCCCGGUCACCGGCCCCGACUCCGGGCCGUCGUCCCCGUAUCCCAUCCGCCUGUCCGGCCCGGUGAUCAAAGGGUUUGGGCGGGGCAGCAAAGAGUUGGGCAUCCCUACCGCCAAUAUCCCGGCCGACGAGCUGGCCAAGUAUCCGAAUCUGCCGGUGGGCGUGUACUACGGCGUGGUGGCCCUGGAUCCCUCCCGAUUCGCCUCCCAGGAGCCCAUCCUGCCCGCCGUGCUGAGCAUUGGAUACAACCCCUUCUACAAGAACGAGACCAAGUCGAUUGAAAUCCACCUCAUGCCGCCGCUGUCGGCGCCCUCACCGACUGCCACCGUCGAUGGCCCCGUCACCUUCCACAAACUGCCCGAUUUCUAUGGCACCCCCCUUAAUCUCCUCCUCCUGGGCUACAUCCGCCCUGAGUUUGACUAUGUGUCGCUGGAGGCCCUAGUCGAGGACAUCCGCGUCGACUGCGAGGUGGCGCGCCGCAGCCUGCAGCGCCCGGCGUAUGCCUGUUAUCUGGCCGGCAAGGAGGAUGAGGCAUGUCCGGAGGAUGUAAGGGGGCAGAUUCGCUGGCUGACCCGGUUUGAGUCCAUGGAACGUCUCCGCCAGCACCUUCGUCGUCGCCGCAGCAGCGCCUCCAGCACCACGCCGCUGCAAUCCCCGCCGACCCUGUCCGCCAGCGAGAAGCGUCGUCGCGAGGCUGAGGCCUGCCCGCCCCGGCGCCUGUACCUGACCUCCGACUCCCCCGACUUCGAUCCCGGCAUCCUGUCGCGUUUCCGCGCCGAGGGCUUCAACGUCGAGUAUCUGCCUUUCCCCGGGGGCAGUCAUGAUGACCUGGACCGCGAUCGCAAAGAGCUUGAGAAUCUGCUGCACGAACGAGAAGAUGAUCUCGAGCCGGGGGAGCGAUACGCGGUGGUUGCAUACAACAAACCCGCCCACCUCCUCCUCGAAUCCCAUCACCAAUCCUCCACCGCCACCAACCCCUUUCCCCGUCUCUGCGCCCUAGUCGCAUACUACCCCGACGGCCCAACCCCUUCCAAGUACAUCUCCACUUCCAUAACCUCCACCACCUCCCCGGAUGCCUCGACCACCUCCUCGACCACCACCCCAACCACCUAUCCCCCCUCGGUGCCCCUUCUGUCCAUCCAAGUUCACCUCGCCGGCGCAUCCUCCAAGACAAACCCCUCCACCGAUGCCAUCCAUACCCGCAAACGCCACCGCUGCCACUUCUUCUUCUACCCGGAGUCGUCCGCCCGCUUCGCCGAACCGGGCUCACCCUCCUACGACCGCCUCUCCGCGCGGCUGGCCUGGUCGCGCGCUCUGGAAUCCCUGAAGCGCGGGUUCGGGUGGCCCGGCACGCGGUGGCGCGUGGCCGAGGUCGAAGCCGUCUGGGAGGAGUACUGGCGGUGUUUAUCAACCCCGGCUUCGACCUCGUCUGCGGGCGAUGAUGCUGAUCCUGAUACCAGGGCACGAGAUGAGGAAGAUGAGCGCAGUCGUCGCGCGGCGGAAAUCGUGGGGUUAAUGGUGGGUAGUGGGAUGGGCGUGCAGCUGGAGAGUCUCGCUCUUGAUAACAAUUACAGUGGAAGUGGAAGUGGAAGCGGAAGCGGACCCGGAAGUGGAAGUGGAAGUGGAAGAUCGCCAGGUGGUAUCAAUAAUAGUACUGGGAAUGCCACUGAGACGUACACAGUGGAGGAGAAUCCCAUGGUGAAUUGUGUGCCUACUUGUGCUGGUGCAAACACUCCCAAAUCCCUUACCAAAUUCUACACCUCUCAAUUUCUCCCCCUCUCGCCUCCCACCCUAACCAUCCGCCUCCUCUCCCGCACCACCGGACCAGACCGCAUCGUCGACGAACUCCUCCUUUCCUUCACCCACACGCACGAAAUACCAUGGCUGCUUCCACAUGUCCCGCCCACCGAUCGCCCAGUGCGUAUCGCCCUCGUCAUGACCGCCAGUUUCUGUGCCGGGAAGCUUGCCCGCUUGAAUGUAUACUGGGAUCAGGCCAGCGUGCUGCUCCAGAUUGGCUUGAGGACCGUGGAAAGGUUACCGGUUGUUGGGGGGGAAGGGGUCGAGAGGGUUUUGUCGUAA